Messenger RNA from Panthera uncia (snow leopard), 7981 nucleotides. It is a transcript of the gene STAB1, whose product is annotated as stabilin 1. Gene Ontology annotation, molecular function: hyaluronic acid binding; calcium ion binding. The transcript is spliced from 69 exons. Lineage: Eukaryota; Metazoa; Chordata; Mammalia; Carnivora; Felidae. Gene Ontology annotation, biological process: cell adhesion. The record is from RefSeq and is a predicted model, not a curated record. The coding region runs from base 111 to 7832 and encodes 2573 amino acids.
ACUGCCCGCCCCGUCCCACCCGCCUGUCCUGUGCCUGCCUCCUAAAGCUCGUUCCCCACACUGGCUGCCCUGACUGUCCUGGACGGCGUGCCCGCCGGCCGCCACCAGCCAUGGCAGGGCCCCGGGGCCUCCUCCUGCUCUGCCUCCUGGCCUUCUGCCUAGCAGGCUCCAGCUUCACCAGGGGGCAGAAGGUGCGGUCCAGACGCUGCGAUGUGAAGACCAAGUUUGUCAUGCGCAUACCCUGCACCAUGUGCCCCGCCAUUAAGAGGCGGAUGUGCCCCCCAGGCUGGCUUCGGGAGUUACCAGAGAAGAUCUCACAGGACUGCCGCUACGAGGUGCAGCUGGGGGACUCUUUGAUGUCUAUGAGCGGCUGCAGCAUGGAGUGCUGGAAGGACGUGGUGGAGAAGGCCUGUUGCCCCGGCUACUGGGGAUCCCAGUGUUAUGAGGGUCCUGGGGGUGCUGAGACUCCGUGUAAUGGCCGUGGGACCUGCCUGGAUGGCAUAGACGGGAACGGGACCUGUGUGUGCCAGGAAAACUUCAGUGGCUCCUCCUGCCAGGAGUGCCAAGACCCCAGCCGAUUUGGGCCCAACUGCCAGUCAGUGUGCAGCUGUGUUCAUGGCGUGUGCAACCAUGGGCCACUUGGAGAUGGAAGCUGCCUGUGUUUUGCUGGAUACACCGGACCCCGCUGUGACCAAGAGCUGCCAGUCUGCCAGGCCCUGAAUUGUCCCCAGAACUCCCAGUGCUCUGCAGAGGCCCCUGCCUGCAGCUGCCUCCCGGGCCACACCCAGCAGGGCAGAGAAUGUAGAGCCCCUAAUCCCUGCCAGCCAUCGCCCUGUUCCCCACUGGCCCAGUGCUCGGUGAGCCCCACGGGGCAGGCACAGUGUCGCUGCCCCAAGGACUACCACGGUGACGGGACGGUGUGUCUGCCCCAUGACCCGUGCACCAUCAACCAUGGUGGCUGCCCCAUCAACUCCACCGUGUGUCUAUACCUGAGAUCAGGCAAGGCCUCCUGCCAGUGUAAGCCAGGCUUGGUCAGCAUCAAUCACAAUGCCUCUGCGGGCUGCUUUGCCUACUGUUUCCCUCAUUCCUGCGACCGGUCAGCCACCUGUCAGGUGACCUCCGAUGGGAAGACCAGCUGUGUGUGCAAGGAGGGUGAGGUAGGGGAUGGGCGUGCCUGCUAUGGACACCUGCUCCAUGAGAUACAGAAGGCCAGCCAGCUGGGUGUGGUGUUCCUGCGGCUGAGAGUCACCCUGGCCAUGUUGGACCAGGGCUGCCGCGAGAUCCUCACCACAUCGGGCCCAUUUACCGUGCUGGUACCGUCCCUCUCGUCUGUCUUCUCCAGGACCAUGAACGCGUCCGUUGCCCGGCAGCUCUGCAAACAGCACAUCGUAGCAGGACAGCACAUCCUGGAGGAAUUGGGGACCCAGCAGACACGCAGGUGGUGGACACUGGAUGGGCAGGAGCUCACCGUCACUUUCAAUCACUUCAUGCAGAAGUACACAUACAAGUACAAAGAGCACCCCCAGCAAACAUUCACCAUCCAAAAGGCCAACUACCCGGCAGCCAACGGUGUCUUCCACUUGGUCACUGCUCUGCAGUGGCAGCCCCCACCAGAGCUCCCUGAGGACCCCAAGAGAACCAUCGGCCAGAUCCUUGCCUCUACUGAGGCCUUCAGCCGGUUUGAAACCAUCCUGGAGAACUGUGGGCUACCCUCCAUCCUGGAUGGGCCUGGGCCAUUCACAGUGUUUGUCCCAAGCAACGAGGCUGUGGAUAUGUUGCGUGAUGGCCGUCUGAUCUACCUCUUCACAGCAGGUCUGUCGAAACUACAGGAGCUGGUAAAGUACCACAUCUACAGCCAUGGGCAGCUGACCAUUGAGAAGCUCAUCUCCAAGGGUCGGGUCCUCACCAUGGCAAACCAGGUCCUGGCUGUGAAUAUCUCUGAGGAGGGGCGCAUCCUGCUGGGACCCGAGGGGGUGCCACUACGGAGAGUGGACGUGCUGGCUGCCAAUGGCGUGAUCCACAUGCUGGAGGGUGUCCUGCUGCCCCCGACCAUCCUGCCCAUCCUGCCUAAGCACUGCAACGAGGAGCAGUACAAGAUCGUGGCGGGCUCCUGUGUGGACUGCCAAGCCCUGAACACCAGCAUGUGCCCCCCCAACAGCAUGAAGCUGGACAUCUUCCCCAAGGAGUGUGUCUACACCCAUGACCCUACUGGGCUCAACGUCCUGAAGAAAGGCUGCGCUCACUACUGCAACCAGACUAUCCUGAAACCUGGCUGCUGCAAAGGGUUUUUUGGGCCUGACUGUAUACAGUGUCCUGGGGGCUUCUCCAACCCCUGCUAUGGCAAAGGCACCUGCAGCGACGGGGUCCGGGGCAACGGGGCCUGCCUCUGCUUCCCAGACUACAAAGGCAUCGCCUGCCACAUCUGCUCUAACCCAAACAAGCAUGGAGACCGGUGCCAGGAAGACUGUGGCUGCGUCCACGGUCUCUGUGACAACCGUCCAGGCAGUGGGGGUGUGUGCCAGCGUGGCACGUGUGCCCCAGGCUUCAGCGGCCACUUCUGCAAUGAGUCCUCUGUGAACUGUGGGCCCACGGAACGGGCCCAGAGCUGCCACCUGCACGCCCGCUGUGUUAGCCAGGGAGGCGUUACCAGGUGCGUCUGUCUCGAUGGCUUCGAGGGUGAUGGCUUCUCCUGUACACCCAGCAACCCCUGCUCCCACCCAGACCGUGGUGGCUGCUCAGAAAAUGCUGAGUGUGUCCCUGGGGCCCUGGGCAACCACCACUGCACAUGCCACAAAGGCUGGAGCGGGGACGGCCGUGUCUGUGUGGCCAUCGACGAGUGUGAGCUGGAUGUGAGAGGUGGUUGUCACGCCGACGCCCUCUGCAGCUACGUGGGACCUGGGCAGAGCCGGUGCACCUGCAAGCUGGGAUUCGCAGGGGAUGGCUAUGUGUGCAGUCCUAUUGACCCCUGCCGGGCAGGCAACGGUGGCUGCCAUGACCUGGCCACCUGCCAAGCAGUGGGGGGAGGCCAGCGGGUCUGCACAUGCCCCUCUGGCUAUGGGGGUGAUGGCUUCAACUGCUACGGAGACAUCUUCCGGGAGCUGGAGGCAAAUGCCCACUUCUCUGUCUUCUACCAGUGGAUCAAGAGUGCUGGCAUCACUCUUCCUACCGACAGCCGAGUCACAGCCCUGGUGCCCUCUGAGUCUGCCAUCCGUAGGCUGAGCCCCGAGGACCAGGCCUUCUGGCUGCAGCCGAGGAUGCUGCCGCACCUGGUCAGGGCCCAUUUUCUCCAGGGUGCCCUCUCUGAGGAGGAGCUGGCCCGGCUGGCUGGGCAGGAUGUGGCCACCCUGAGCCCCACCACACGCUGGGAGAUUCACAACAUCAGUGGGAGGGUCUGGGUGCAGAAUGCCAGCAUGGAUGUGGCUGACCUCCUUGCCACCAACGGUGUCCUACAUGUCCUCAGCCAGGUCUUACUGCCUCCGAGAGGGGACGCACUGCACGGGCAGGGGUUGCUGCAGCAGCUAGACUCGGUGCCUGCCUUCCACCUCUUCCGGGAGCUGCUGCAGCACCACAGGCUGGUGCCCCAGAUUGAGGCGGCCACGGCCUACACCAUCUUCGUGCCCACAAACCGUUCUCUGGAGGCCCAGGGAAACAGCAGCAUCCUGGAUGCAGACACGGUGCGACAUCAUGUGAUCCUGGGGGAAGCCCUCUCCACAGAAUCCCUACAGAAAGGGGGACACCGCAACUCUCUCCUGGGCCCUGCCCACUGGCUCGUCUUCUACAAUCAUAGCGGCCAGCCUGAGGUGAACCACAUGCCGCUGGAAGGCCCUGUGCUGGAGGCCCCUGGCCGCUCAUUGUUUGGCCUGUCGGGGGUCCUGACUGUGGGCUCAAGCCGCUGCCUGCAUAGCCACGCCGAGUCCCUGCGGGAGAAAUGCAUAAACUGCACCCGGAAAUUCCGCUGCACUCAGGGCUUCCAGCUGGAGAACACUCCCAGGAAGAGCUGUGUCUACCGAUCUGGCUACUCAUUCUCCCGGGGCUGUUCUUACACUUGUGCCAAGAAGAUCCAGGUGCCUGACUGCUGCCCUGGCUUCUUCGGCACGCUGUGUGAGCCGUGCCCCGGGGGACUGGGUGGUGUGUGCUCGGGCCACGGGCAGUGCCAGGACCGGCUCCUGGGCAGUGGAGAGUGCCACUGCCACGAGGGCUUCCAUGGAACAGCCUGUGAGAUGUGUGAGCUGGGCCGCUAUGGGCCCACCUGUGCCGGAGUCUGUGACUGUGCCCAUGGGCUGUGCCAGGAGGGGCUCCAAGGGGAUGGAAGCUGUGUCUGUCAUGCGGGCUGGCAGGGCCCCCGCUGUGACCAGAAGAUCAGCGGCCCUCAAUGCCCAAAGAAGUGCGAUCCCAAUGCCAACUGCGUACAGGACUCGGCUACAGCCCCGGCCUGUGUCUGUGCUGCGGGCUACUCAGGCGACGGCGUCCACUGUUCAGAGGUGGACCCUUGUGCCCGUGACCACGGGGGCUGUUCCCCUCACGCCAACUGUACCAAGGUGGCGCCUGGGCAGCGGACGUGCACCUGCCAGGAUGGCUACACAGGAGAUGGGGAGCUGUGCCAGGAAGUUAACAGCUGUCUCAUCCACCACGGGGGCUGCCACAUGCAUGCUGAAUGUAUCCCUACAGGCCCCCAGCAGGUCUCCUGCAGCUGCCGUGAGGGUUACAGUGGGGAUGGCAUCCGGACCUGUGAACUCCUGGACCCUUGCUCCCAGAGUAACGGAGGCUGCAGCCCCUAUGCUGUGUGUAAAAGCACAGGGGAUGGCCAGAGGACGUGUACCUGUGACGCAGCCCACACCGUGGGUGAUGGCUUCACCUGCCGUGCCCGAGUUGGCCUGGAGCUCCUUCGGGACAGGCAUGCCUCAUUCUUCAGCCUCCACCUCCUGGAAUACAAGGAGCUCAAGGGCGAUGGGCCUUUCACAGUCUUUGUGCCUCGCGCAGAUCUAAUGAGCAACCUGUCGCAGGAUGAGCUGGCCCCGAUUCGCGCCCACCGCCAGCUUGUGUUCCGCUACCACGUGGUCGGCUGCCGGCAGCUGAGGAGCCAGGAGCUGCUGGACGAGGGCUACGUCACCACGCUCUCAGGGCACACGCUGCGCAUCCACGAGAGGGAGGGCAGCAUCUAUCUCAAUGACUUCGCCCGUGUGGUGAGCAGUGACCACGAGGCUGUGAAUGGCGUGCUGCACUUCAUCGACCAAGUCCUGCUGCCGCCGGACGUGUUAUACUGGAAGCCUGAUGUUGCCCCUGUCCUGCGGAGAAACGUCACCGCUGCUGCUGAGAGCUUUGGUUACAAGAUCUUCAGCGGCCUCGUGAAGGUGGCUGGCCUCCUGCCCCUGCUUCAGGAUGCGGCCCACAGGCCCCUCACAAUGCUGUGGCCCACAGACUCUGCCCUGCAAGCCCUGCCACCUGAUCGCCAGGCCUGGCUGUACCAUGAAGACCACCGUGACAAGCUGGCAGCCAUUCUGCGGGGCCAUGUGAUUCGCAACAUUGAGGCCUUGGCAUCUGACUUGCCCAACCUGGGCCCACUCCGCACCAUGCAUGGGACCCCCAUCUCCUUCUCCUGCAGCCGUGUCCGGCCGGGUGAGCUCACCGUGGGUGAGGAGGAUGCCCGCAUCAUGCAGCGGCACCUUCCCUUUGAGGGUGGCCUGGCCUAUGGCAUCGACCAGCUGCUGGAGCCACCUGGCCUUGGUGCCCGCUGUGACCGCUUUGAGACUCGACCUCUGCGGCUGAAGAUCUGUAGCAUUUGCGGGCUAGAACCGCCUUGUCCUGAGGGCUCACGGGAGCAGGGCAGUCCUGAGACCUGCUGGCGGUACUACUCAAAGUUCUGGACGUCCCCUCCACUGCACUCCUUGGCACUGCGCAGCAUUUGGGCCCGGUCUAGCCUCUGGGGUCAGCCCCAAGGCCUGGGCAGGGGCUGCCACCGCAACUGUGUCACCACCACCUGGAAGCCCAGCUGCUGCCCUGGUCACUAUGGCAGCGAGUGCCGAGCUUGCCCUGGUGGCGCCAGCAGCCCCUGUGGUGGUCACGGCGUGUGCAUGGACGGCAUGAGUGGCAGCGGGCAGUGCCAGUGCCAUUCGAGGUUUACAGGGACAGCGUGUGAACUCUGUGCCUCGGGUGCCUUUGGGCCCCAGUGCCAAGCCUGCCGCUGCACCUCCCAUGGCCGCUGUGACGAGGGCCUUGGGGGCUCUGGCUCCUGCUUCUGUGAUGAGGGCUGGACCGGGCCAAGCUGUGAGGUGCAGCUGAAGCUGCAGCCCGUGUGUGCCCCGCCCUGUGCGCCCGAGGCCGCGUGCCGUGCGGGCAACAGCUGUGAGUGCGGCCUGGGCUAUGAAGGGGAUGGCCGCUCGUGCACAGUGGCGGACCUGUGCGGGGAUGGGCGUGGCGGCUGCAGCGAGCACGCCACCUGCAGCCAAGCAGGCACAGUGGUCACCUGCACCUGCCUGCCCGCCUACGAGGGCGACGGCUGGAGCUGCCGGACCCGCGACCCCUGUGCGGACGGCCACCGUGGGGGCUGCAGCGAGCACGCCGACUGCUUGAACACAGGCCCGAACACGAGGCGCUGUGUGUGCCAUGCUGGCUACGUGGGUGAUGGACUGCAGUGUCUGGAGGAGCCUGAGCCGCCCGUGGACCGCUGCCUGGGCCAGCCACCACCCUGUCACGUGGAUGCUGUGUGCACUGACCUCCACUUCCAGGAGAAACAGGCUGGUGUCUUCCACCUCCAGGCCCCCAGCGGCCCUUACGGCCUGAACUUCUCAGAGGCCGAGGCAGCGUGUGGGGCCCAGGGAGCUGUUCUUGCUUCUCUCCCUCAGCUCUCUGCUGCCCAGAAGCUCGGCUUCCACCUGUGCCGUGUGGGCUGGCUGGCCAACGGCUCGGCUGCCCACCCAGUCGUCUUCCCUGCGGCAGACUGCGGUGGUGGACAGGUGGGUGUCAUCAGCCUGGGCCUCCGGAAGAACCACUCAGAGCGCUGGGACACCUACUGCUACCGCGAGCAAGAUGUGGCCUGCCGGUGCCGCCAAGGCUUUGUGGGUGAUGGGACAAGCGUCUGCAAUGGGAAGCUGCUCGACGUACUGGCUGCCACAGCCAACUUCUCCACCUUCUAUGGGAUGCUGCUUGGCUAUGCCAAUGCCACCCCUCGGGGUCUGGACUUCCUGGACUUCCUGGACGAUGAGCUCACCUAUAAGACACUCUUUGUCCCUGUUAAUGAAGGCUUCGUGGACAACAUGACGCUGAGUGGCCCAGACCUGGAGCUGCAUGCCUCCAACACCACCUUCCUGAGCACCAAUGCCAGCCAGGAUACUGUGCUCCCCGCCCACUCGGGCCUCAGCCUCUUCUUCAGUGCUGUGGGCCCUGACAACAAUUCCUGGGGCCCUGUGGCCCCAGGGGCGGUUGUGGUUAGCCACGUCGUCGUGUGGGACAUCAUGGCAUUCAACGGCAUCAUCCAUGCUCUGGCCAGGCCCCUUCUGGCUCCCCUACAACCUCAGGCAGUGGUGGCGCCUGAGGGUCCACCCGUGGUGGCAGGUGUGGGGGCUGUAGUGGCUGCUGGAGCACUGCUUGGCCUAGUGGCUGGGGCCUUCUACCUCCGUGCCCGAGGCCAGGCCACGGGCUUUGGCUUCUCCACCUUCCAGGCAGAAGAUGAUGCUGAGAAUGACUUCUCCCCAUGGCAGGAAGGAACCAGCCCAACCCUGGUCUCUGUUCCCAACCCCGUCUUCGGCAGCCCUGAUGCCUUUUGUGAGCCCUUCGAUGACUCACUCCUGGAGGAGGACUUCCCGGACACCCAGCGGAUCCUCACGGUCAAGUGAUGCAUCUAGGACCGAACAGAGGCACGAGCAGGAGGGAGACCACUUUUAUUGCCCGCCCUGAACGACGCCCAGCAUAGGCGGGGCAGGAGGGGUUAGGACCUAUUCUGGACAAUAAAGGUGCCCUCAGCGGAUGUGGGCCAUGUCGCCAA